Messenger RNA from Penicillium crustosum, 1530 nucleotides. RefSeq lists its product as uncharacterized. The record is from RefSeq and is a predicted model, not a curated record. The coding region runs from base 1 to 1530 and encodes 509 amino acids. NCBI's taxonomy places the organism in Eukaryota, Fungi, Ascomycota, Eurotiomycetes, Eurotiales, Aspergillaceae. The transcript is spliced from 10 exons. Gene Ontology annotation, molecular function: oxidoreductase activity; copper ion binding.
AUGAAGCCAUCUAUCCUAUUUUGCUUCAUCGGGCUAGGUGCUGCUUUACAUCUUGUUCCGCCUCGUCCGACGAAAAAGUUCGAGCUCAACCUGACAUGGGACACCAAGGCACCCGACGGAGUUGAGCGCCAGCAAGCCUUGAUUAAUGGCCAAUUCCCUGGGCCCUCCCUCAUCUUCGACGAGGGCGACAAUGUGGAGGUGACAGUGAACAAUUUCCUGCCAUAUAACACCACGAUGCAUUGGCAUGGCAUUGAGCAACAAGGGACAUCGUGGUCAGAUGGUGUGCCUGGAGUCUCGCAGAGGCUUAUUACCCCUGGCGGAAGAUUUGUUUACAGAUUUACUACUUCACAAUAUGGAACAUACUGUGCUGAUCAAAAAGCUGAUGAGCAGUUCAACAUAAGAUGUCUUCCGGUUCAAAAUACCUUUGCUCAAACAACCUUCGCUCAGCAUAACUACACCGCAAUCCCACCAUCCUUGUUUGACCAAUGCAAGGCCACAGAGUCAACGGAGGAAGUGAUCAAAGUUGAUCCUCUGGAGGGCUGGGUGAGCCUCAAUCUCAUCAGUUCAGCAUCGAUCUCACUCCCAGCAGUCUCUAUCAACAAUCAUUCUCUUUGGGUCUAUGAAGUCGAUGGUCAAUACAUUGUACCCACCAAAGUUGAUGCAUUGACACUCAGCAACGGUGCUCGCUACUCCGUUCUGGUCCAAUUGAACAAGACGCCAGGUAACUACCUGAUCACAGCAGCCGGUGCAGGAGUCAACCAAAAGGUUGCCGGGUACGGCACUUUCUCUUAUGUCGACAGCGACCCCUCGGUCGUCGGAAAACCCUCAAUCGAUUACGGUGGAAACAGCAUCAGUACGGAUGUUGUUGUUCUGGACGAAAAUACGAUCAAGCCACUUAUCCCAAGCCGACCUAGUGAACAAGCGGACCAAACAUACCUGCUCACCAUUGGCCGGAUUGAAAAAGCCUGGAAAUGGUCUCUCAAUGGAGAACAUUCGUAUAGCAUGUCUCUGGAGUCAGAGAAGCCGAUGUUAUGGGACCCUCAAUCACAGGCAGACAGUGAUCUGGUCAUCGCUACGAACAAUGAUACCUGGGUGGAUAUUGUCUUCGCGGUGUCUGGAGAACCAUCGACUAUCCAGCCUGGUCAUCCGAUUCACAAGCACUCAAACAGGGUCUAUAUUCUGGGUCUUGGCACGGGCGAGUUCAAUUGGACUUCUGUUGCAGAGGCUCAACAGGAAAUCCCAGAGAUGUUUAACCUGGUCGACCCUCCAAUGAGAGAUACCUUUACAACGCUUCCCGCUUUGGAAGCACCAAGCUGGAUGGCAGUUCGCUAUCAUGUGCAAAAUCCUGGGGCUUUCUUCCUCCACUGCCAUAUCGAUCCGCACCUCACUGGAGGAAUGGCACUCGCAAUCUUGGAUGGCAUAGAUACGUGGCCUAGUAUUCCUACACAAUAUGGCCCGAAGGGUCAUUGGGGAAAGCCGGCCAAAGAGAAAACAUCAUUGAUGGCCGUGACGGGUAUAAAGGGUAGAUAG